This is a messenger RNA of Symbiodinium sp. CCMP2592, 2520 nucleotides long. Lineage: Eukaryota; Dinophyceae; Suessiales; Symbiodiniaceae. The record is from the annotation of a GenBank genome assembly.
AUGGUGGAACUUGGUGCCCGGAAUUCUCACAAGCUUGAGCUUUGCUUGCAGCUGCCGGGCAUGCAUGAGGCACCAGAGGGAGACUGUGAGAGUGCGGAUGGCCUUGCUUUGGCCCAGCUCCGGGCCAGCUACCUGAAGAAGGCAGAGGCUGCGCCCAAGUACCAGUACUAUGGUGCAGAUGACUUGGAUUUUGACGCUGCCAUCCAGGAAGACGAGUCGGAUGCCGGCAUUGCGUUUGUGCAAACAUCGGCAAAAAUGGUGACCAGCCGAAAGUCGAGUACUCUGGUGGUGAGUGCGGAUGGGAGUGUGCUGUCGGGCACAGAGCCUACUGGCCAACCGGUCUCCAGCGGCACCUCCUUCGCGGUGUCUGCAGAUGGUCGCAUGCAUGUGGAGAUGUGUCUGGCCGUGCACGGUGCUCGGGGCACAGGUUCAAGAGGACGAGCUGUUCAUGCAGAGUGGAUGUGGAUGGAUGUGGUCCCUGACAACCCAGCAGCCGUGCAGCAAGGCCAGGGAGCUAUCGGAUUGCUUUGCAAUGUGACAGAUGUUGUGGAAGCCGGCGGGCUCUCUGGCGUACCUGCGUACACUUUUGGGCAACGAUCGAGACGUCAGAACAGGGCCACGGCCCUGUUGCCAACAGUGGAUGUUGCAAAUCUGCAACUUGCGCAGGAACUGGGCCGUGGUGGCAUGGGAACGGUCCGCAGGGGAAGUCUGUUGGGAAAGCCCAUUGCUGUAAAGACAUACCGCUAUAACCCCAAGGUCUGGUGCGACCCGGAAGAAGACCGGAGAGCAUUGCUCAGGGAAGCGUUGAGGCUCAAGAGGCUGGAGCACCCGAACGUGGUGCAGGUGGUGUGUCUCGUGGCUGAGACGCGCACUAUGGUCGGGUUUGGCAUGGAGCAGCUGGGCGAGAGCCUUGCAAGGGCUUCUGACAAAGGACGACUAAGCGGGCGUCGCCUUGCCAGGGCCUUUCGGGCGACGUGCGAGGCUGUGGCAUACAUCCACGGGAUGCUAGUAGCACAUUUGGACAUUAAGGAAUCCAACCUGUGCUGUUCCCGUCCUUGGAGCUUCAAUGUGAAGCUGAUUGACUUCGAUGCUGCAAUGGAGCUCAAGAAGGCUGACGAUAUUCUUAACAGGUUUCCGGGCACCUUCGAGGCAGCAAGCCCGGAACGUAAAGCCAGGCAGCCCUGCCGUGCGGUGGCGGAAGAUUUCUACAUGACAGGUUAUGCCUUCGACAAUUUACUCACCAACACACCAUCCGACCGCGCAGCAGAGUUUCUGCGAGCUCGAGUGAUGCCUUUGCUGCGAUGUGCUCAUCAAAGGCCGUCCGUGCAGCAGAUCCUGGAGACUUGGCACAAUCCGAUCCAAGCCGCAGCGGAGCCGGCAGAGCCAUUGCCGACUCUUCUUGCGAGCGAACCGGCGAAUAUGCGCCGGGUCCUGGGCCCGCACCUGGAGAACAUGACUUCUGAGGUCAAAAACUCCUGGGGUCCAGAGGUUGACCCCGAGGCCAUGUUGCUGAGAUGGUUAUGCCAGCGGCACAACUUGGAAGUUCCGCCUGUAUCUGUGCGGCGUAGACCGAAGGCCGAAGAGAGGGCGGCAAGGCCACUUCAAGCCCCUCACAGUGCAAGGGUGCAGCCCUCUUCGCAGCCAAAGCAGAGGGAGCCGCAGCCGCCGAAUAGCGCCAGGCUGCCUCCUAUUGCAAGCAGACAUACAGAAGCCAAGCGAGCUCCAGAACCACGUCUUGGCCCAGGGCAGAGCCUCCCGAUCCUCGAGGAGGAGUCUGAGGGCUCGCCGUCCCCGUCCCCAGUGCACAAGACGGAGCCGCCAGCUAUGGCGCUUGACCUGGGGGUCAAGGCCUUGACGACGAAGCCUUGGAAGUCCAAUCUGAGCAUCAAUCUGCCCGAGUGCAAGCCUUGGGCUCGGACCCUGCAGACCGUUCAGGACAAAAUCGUCUCGGACGAGCGUAGGCAUACCAGUCAUUCCGAGCUGUUGAAGGCCAACAAUCAACGUAUGCAAGACUUGAUGGCAUACAUGCACCAGGAAAUGCGUGGGCAGUUCUUAUCGAAGGUGCCACUUUUGUCAGACAAAGUUCUGGAUGCCAAGACACAGUUUCGCUUCGGCUCACAGCAUGUCGGCGUGGCCCGCGCGGCCCUCCAACCGCAAAUGCAACAGAGCGAGAUGAUUGCAGACGAGCCGGAGAAGCCGGAGAAGCCGCCGGUCACCUUUGAAGGUGAGAGCGAGGCUAAUCGCAUAGUUCAGGAGAUCUGCAACAAUGCGAAGGUCCAGGAAAAAGUCCGCGUGCAGGUGGAGGCCAAGGCAAAGGCUGCGAGAGCCGAAAUUCGGAUGGAGAAGCUAAUAGCCAAGAGGUAUAGAUACUCCUCGGGCCCCAAAGACACAGAGUUCUGGGUGAAAUGUCAAAUAAAUGAAAAUGACCCGCCUGACUUUGUCCAUGUGCUGCUAACGCAGGAAUGGCGGGUGAAGGACGUGAAGUUGUUUGAAAGGGUCGACUCGAAGAUCCAUGGCUAG